UUACAUUCUUAUCCCACCCCAUCCGCAACAAUAACCAACUAUGUGUGAUGAAGCAAUCCUCAAUCCUCUAUGAGAACGCCUCGCAAACCGUUUUCCUCAUCGACAUCCCUACCUCCAUCACACUAGCUCAAUAUCUCUCCCGAACACAACAACUACGUUUUUCACAACCAGAACCAUUAACAACUACCACUACAUCUACCAAAGAAAGACAAAUACUAUCCACACCACCACUAAGGGAACCAUACCGCUCACCCCCUGAACCCAAAACAGAUGCCGCAAGGAUAAGGCUUCUGGAGAGGAUUCCCCUCGUUGAGCGGGAGUAUCAUGCAAAUUUGAUUGCGCCGGUAAGGGAUGGGUUGGAUGAGAUUCGGGGAUGCUACGACAAGGAGUGGUGUCUUGAGAGAGUUACCGUUGAUUCUGGGGAAGAGUCUCGGAAAAGGUCGUUCGAGGAUGUGCAUGGUGACUAUGACAGCUAUGGUUAUGGGUCUGAAGCAGUUGGUUCUCAACCACCCGUGAUCCUAUCGCCAACCUGCACAAACCACUUCUUGUCAAUGACUGAGCUUUCCAAUGCCAUUGUCAAGAAUCCAUCGCAACAAUCGGCAUCACUAGUUAUCCCGGGAGAAUCUCCAGCAAAGCCACACAUCUUCACCGUCCCAGCACUAUCCAACUUUCUCCAUUGCGCACUAUCAACCUCCCAACCCAACUCAGCACAACACCUAAUCCCAGGCCUCUCCAAAUCCCACAAAUUCAACCUAAUUCUUCUAGACCCGCCAUGGCCGAACCGAUCCGUCCGCCGGAGUCGUCACUACAACACGCAGGCGUAUUUCGACAUGGAUGGUCUUUCCGGGUUUAUUCGCAAUAUUCUGCGGAUGCAUUUACUCAACCCAUCCACCUACCUUCCUCCGGAGACAGAAACGCGAAAGCAGAGUAAAGAAUGCAUAGCAGCGAUCUGGAUAACCAACGCAGAAAAACCCCGGAAAGCAGCUUACGACGCUAUUUAUGAUGCGGGGCUUGUUGUUUGCGAGGAAUGGGUGUGGGUUAAGACGACUGCAAGCGGAGAGCCGAUUAUGCCUGUUGAUGGGCUUUGGCGGAAGCCGUAUGAGGUUCUUGUUAUUGGGAGGAAGGGUGGUCUUGAGGAAGUGGGUUGGAAUGGGGGGGUUGUUAGGAUUAUUGCGGCGGUGCCAGAUGUGCAUUCGAGGAAGCCGAAUUUGAGGGAGGUACUUGAGAGGAUGCUCUUUGGGGAUUGUGAGUAUGAGGCGUUGGAAGUGUUUGCGAGGAAUUUGACGGCAGGGUGGUGGGGUGUUGGGAAUGAGGUACUCAAGUUUAAUGACGAGGAGUGGUGGGCUCUUGAAUAACAAUGUACUUUAUAAUCUUUUCACGUCUGCCCUUGGUAUCAAGCUGCUACCAUCCUCCAGAAUCAAGCUCAAUCAAAAACAGGGCCCAAGCUAACC
This is a messenger RNA of Aspergillus ruber CBS 135680, 1451 nucleotides long. Its product is annotated as MT-A70 family. Gene Ontology annotation, molecular function: methyltransferase activity. Bases 48 to 1355 code for a protein of 435 amino acids. NCBI's taxonomy places the organism in Eukaryota, Fungi, Ascomycota, Eurotiomycetes, Eurotiales, Aspergillaceae. The record is from RefSeq and is a predicted model, not a curated record. Gene Ontology annotation, cellular component: nucleus; RNA N6-methyladenosine methyltransferase complex. The transcript has a single exon.